AUGUUGCACACGGAGUUUAUCGAAAUCCUAGGAAAACCAGAUAUUAUUGGCUAUGUCCGAAGGAGCGACGGGCAAGACAUCGAGCCUGGAAUUCCCAAGUAUAUCGUUCGGCCUAGCUCAUAUCGGACGCCUUCUUUGGAUUGGGCUCGGUCGAUCAAAAUGAUCGACUUUGGUCAAUCGUUCUCACAAACCACUAUCUCUCAAACACUACAUACCCCUCUAGCUCUUCGGGCACCUGAAGUUAUAUUUCAAGAUCGCAUUGAUUGUCGUGUUGACUUAUGGAGCAUGGGAUGCAUGCUCUUUGAACUUUUCGUUGGCCAGCCGCCUUUCGAUACCCUCUUGAUAACGCCCAUAAUCCUGGUUGGCCAGAUGCAAGAGAUAGCAAGUGAUGACCUAACUGAAAGAUGGAACAAGAUAUGGGAGACGAUGAAAGGAGAUGAUGAUGAACCCACAGACAACGCUGUACCCAAUUUGCAAGAAUGGCUGGAGGAAUUGUACUUCGAUAGCCCGCAGAGUCCCGACCUUACCAGAGAGGAUAUCGUGAAGCUAGGGCAAAUCAUUGGAAGCCUAUUGCGGUUUGAGCCGUCAGCAAGAGCGUCAGCAAAACAAGUUUUGGAUGACCCUUGGUUUGAUGAAUAA
Molecule: messenger RNA, 639 nt
Organism: Penicillium expansum
Lineage: Eukaryota; Fungi; Ascomycota; Eurotiomycetes; Eurotiales; Aspergillaceae
Exons: 3
Coding region: 1-639 (212 amino acids)
Biological process (GO): protein phosphorylation
Molecular function (GO): protein kinase activity; ATP binding
Source: RefSeq, a predicted model, not a curated record